Messenger RNA from Lagopus muta (rock ptarmigan), 1285 nucleotides. RefSeq names its product inflammation and lipid regulator with UBA-like and NBR1-like domains (gene ILRUN). Bases 113 to 988 code for a protein of 291 amino acids. Gene Ontology annotation, biological process: macroautophagy. Lineage: Eukaryota; Metazoa; Chordata; Aves; Galliformes; Phasianidae. The transcript is spliced from 5 exons. Gene Ontology annotation, cellular component: phagophore assembly site. Gene Ontology annotation, molecular function: ubiquitin binding. The record is from RefSeq and is a predicted model, not a curated record.
CCUCCCCCCCGCCCCCCGCCGUGCCCGCGCUCCCCCCUCGCCCCCAUGCGGCGUUGAGGCGGCGGCGGCGGCGGCAGCGGGGCGACCCCGGGGCGGCGGGGCGCGCUUCGCCAUGGAGGGCAUGGACGUGGAUUUGGACGCGGAGCUGAUGCAGAAGUUCAGCUGUUUGGGUACUACCGACAAGGACGUGCUGAUCGGCGAGUUCCAGAGGCUCCUCGGUUUCCAGCUUAGCCCGGCCGGCUGCGCUUUCUUCCUCGACAUGACCAACUGGAAUCUACAAGCAGCCAUUGGAGCCUAUUAUGAUUUUGAGAGUCCAAACAUCAACGUACCCUCCAUGUCCUUUGUUGAAGAUGUCACCAUAGGUGAAGGAGAGUCCAUCCCUCCUGACACCCAGUUUACAAAAACAUGGAGGAUACAAAACACAGGGACAGAGGUCUGGCCUCCAGGAGUUUGUCUGAAGUACGUUGGGGGAGACCAGUUUGGCCACGUAAACAUGGUCAUGGUCAGGUCCCUGGAGCCCCAGGAGAUUGCAGAUGUCAGCGUUCAGAUGUGCAGCCCCAGCACAGCAGGAAUGUAUCAGGGACAGUGGCGAAUGUGCACUGCCACAGGACUGUAUUAUGGAGAUGUCAUCUGGGUGAUCCUCAGUGUGGAAGUGGGAGGACUUCUAGGAGUAACACAGCAGCUGUCAUCCUUUGAAACGGAGUUCAACACGCAACCGCACCGCAAGGUAGAAGGAAACUUUAACCCGUUCGCCUCUCCACAGAAGAACAGGCAACCAGAUGAAAACAACCUAAAAGACCCUGGGGGUUCUGAGCUAGGCACAAUCAGCAAAAACACGUGGGGGCCUGCUCCUGACCAAAUUGAACAAGAUCAGAAUGGACUGUCACAAAACUCUGUAAAUCUCUCCCCCAGCAGUCACUCGAACAACUUGUCGGUAGUGACAUACAGUAAGGGUUUCCACGGUCCUUAUCCCUUCGGACAGUCUUAAAACACACACACACAAAAACGGGUAUCGGCAAGAGGAGAAUUUAACAGAGAACUGACUUGUGGGGGAAGGGAGAGGGGGAUUCAUGUGGCAAACAGACGCGGCGUGGAGCCCCCUUCUCUGCCUCCAUGUUCUGGAUAAAGAAGACAAAAAAAAAAAAAGCCCAAUAACUUAAGACUGUUUCUGGAGGAAAGAUCUCAGUAUGCAUGUGUGAAUGCUGAAUUUCAGGAGUGCUGUUUAAUGCUAUGAGAAGGAAACUAUACCAACACCAUGAUUUAUUUUUUUUUUUUUUUUAGAAGU